Molecule: messenger RNA, 847 nt
Organism: Cutaneotrichosporon oleaginosum
Lineage: Eukaryota; Fungi; Basidiomycota; Tremellomycetes; Trichosporonales; Trichosporonaceae
Biological process (GO): DNA-templated DNA replication; DNA synthesis involved in DNA repair
Cellular component (GO): delta DNA polymerase complex
Molecular function (GO): DNA-directed DNA polymerase activity
Source: RefSeq, a predicted model, not a curated record
GUGAGGUCAACCAGCCACCUCGCCCUACAAUGGUCAUGUCUGUCUCACUCUGUCGCCCUCUUCUUCGUCAUAACAAGUUGUUCUAUCGACUCCCCCACUACCCCACCACCCUCACGCUCAUCUCUCGUCACAAUGCCACCAAGACGCAGCACGAAGCAGUCCACCGGGCUGAGUCAGCCGACACUCUCGUUCCAGACCAAGCUCCGGUCGAGCAAGAGCGCCAAAGCGGCCGCGAAGGGCGGCGUGCGCAAGGACGCGGUGACAGAGGCGCGCGAGAGCAGUCCGGCGAAGGACGUCCCUUCCAGAUCUUCCAAGCCCAAGGCAGCGAAGGAGCAGGAGACGAUUGAUCUCAGCGUGGAGAAGGAGAAGGAGGAGAAGAGACGAGUUCUGGAUCCAAAUGGCAAGGAGUGGAAUGCGUUGUGGCGGGACGCAAAGGCGCAGAUGGGCGGGAUGGCUCCGAUCCAUGGCGACAAGGAGAGCAAGGUUGAGAACAUCCUUCGCGUCUUUGACAUGACGUCCAAGUACGGACCUUACGUCGGCAUCACCCGGCUCGAGCGCUGGGAGCGGGCGAAGAAGUGGGGCCUGCAACCACCCGAGGAGAUCAAGCAGAUUCUUCUGACUCAACAAGGCGAAGACGACGCGUUGUACCGCGAAAGCGUCGUCUUUGGGUGGUUGUGAGCCGAGACGAGGACCGAGCACGGCGUGACUAGAUCUGUAGGAUAGUUGUACUGUAGGUAAUUAGAGAGCCGCGUACAGCCGAUCAUGGUUAGUGUAGCUUGGUAGGGUGACCAUCCACCAGACCGAGGUUUGUACCCAACAAUACCGAAAUGCAAGCAUGUGAGCAACA